AUGAAUAUGACAACAAAUAUUAUCUUAAAUAUUACUAAAAAACCUAAGCAUUACUCCCAUAUAGAUGAUUCUUUUAUUGCUUCUGAUACUUCAUGUUUAAAAGUAUAUUCUACAAGAGAGAAGAUAAAUAAAUUUGUUUUUCCUAUUAAAUUUUUUUUAUUUAUUUUUUUAAUUUGGAUAUUACAAUGUUCUAAUAACUGUACUUGUAGACCCAUGGAUACGAAAUACACCUUAAAAGAUAAAUUUGAUUUAAGAACUGCAAGAUCACUAGCUGAAGGUAAAAGGACGGAUGUAAUAAAAACAAACUUACCAAUAGAAAUAGAACAAAUGUGUUCAGAAAGAGAUACAGAAUUAUUACAAGAAAAUGUUAAAGAGAAAAUAACAGACAAUAAAUUAUUGUAUAGAAAUAUUUU
Plasmodium relictum is the source of this 413-nucleotide messenger RNA. Its product is annotated as Plasmodium exported protein, unknown function. NCBI's taxonomy places the organism in Eukaryota, Apicomplexa, Aconoidasida, Haemosporida, Plasmodiidae. The annotation marks the transcript as partial. The record is from RefSeq and is a predicted model, not a curated record. The transcript is spliced from 2 exons.